Molecule: messenger RNA, 4053 nt
Organism: Oncorhynchus gorbuscha (pink salmon)
Lineage: Eukaryota; Metazoa; Chordata; Actinopteri; Salmoniformes; Salmonidae
Product: protocadherin gamma-C5-like
Exons: 4
Coding region: 443-3343 (966 amino acids)
Biological process (GO): homophilic cell-cell adhesion
Cellular component (GO): plasma membrane
Molecular function (GO): calcium ion binding
Source: RefSeq, a predicted model, not a curated record
UACCAUUUCAUCCGCGUUUUCUUACUUAGCCUAUUAAAACAAGACAGUAUCAAACAAAACGCAUGGUAUUGGGUUUAUGACGUUUGUAGUGGUUUGGACAUUUCACAUUUGAUCAUUUCAUGUCUGCCUCAUAAAUAGAAUCUCAAACAUCGACAAUUUAUGGCAACCUAAUAUUUGUGCAGAUAUUUGUGCAAUAUCUAUUCAGGGCUCUAAGGGCCGCUGUUGGUUAGUGUCAGUAUAUAUACACGUCUCAGAUAGUAGACCCUCCCUCUCUUCUUUGCGUCACAAGCUGCGCAGAGGACUCGACGUCUGUAUAAUCAGAACUAGUCUCCUAAAAGAGCCCACACAAUCGUUGGGACGUGUUGGUGACGCACUAUUCAUUAUUGUGGAGCCAUUCGUUUUUGUAUUGUUUUUUUUUUCUCUCAGGCUGAGUAGUCUGAAGAUGGACGAUCUUUGUUGUCAUGGCGCAGGGCGGACCAGCUCGCGGAUAUGGACAUGGAAUACAUGGGUCAUGCUGUUUGUCUGUCUCUGUGGUGCAAGGGUAGCGCGCGCCCAGGUCCGUUAUUCCAUCCCGGAGGAGAUGGCGAAGGGCUCACUCGUGGGGAAUAUCGUACAGGAUCUGGGUUUGGAUGUAAAAAAGUUGAAUUCUGGUCGAGCGCGGAUCUUUACUGAGGACAGCAGUGAGUGCAUCGGUCUGAAUGUUGAUAAGGGAACGCUUGUGGUGAAAGAAAGGAUAGACAGAGAGGAGCUGUGUGGCCAAGUAUCUCCCUGCUCUCUGCAUUUUCAGAUCAUCGUUGAAAAUCCGAUGGAGCUCUAUCGAAUUGAUGUGGAAAUAUUAGAUAUUAACGACAAUGCCCCUGCUUUUGCUAAAAAGGAAAUGAAUUUCCAAAUAAGUGAAUCUGCGGCUCCUGGGACUCGCUUUUCACUCGACGGUGCAAAAGAUCCCGAUGUGGCUCUAAAUACUCUCCAAACAUACCAACUAAAUCCUACGGAUCAUUUUCAAUUGAAACCCCUAUCUCGCUCUGAUGGAACGAAAUACGUGGAAAUGGUUCUGCAGAGCGCACUUGAUAGAGAAAAACAGGAAGAGCAUAAACUCAUAUUAACUGCUUAUGAUGGCGGGACCCCCCAGAAAUCUGGCUCUGUCAAAAUCAAUGUUAUUGUCUUAGAUGCAAACGACAAUGCCCCUGUAUUUGGCCAGUCACUGUAUAGGGUGGUCGUGGCAGAAAAUGCGUCGAAGGGAACGAUUGUCUUGACAGUGAGCGCCACUGAUGCAGACCAGGAAACAAAUGGAGAGGUGAUGUAUUCCUUUUCUCAAAAUACAGAGGGUGCUUCAGUUCUAUUCAAUAUAGUCGCCCAUACUGGUGAGAUUACCAUAAGUGGUCUGUUAGAUUUCGAACAAUGUAGGCAUUAUGAACUGGAUGUAGAGGCGACAGACAACGGGGGGUUAACAGAUACUAGUAAAGUGCUUAUUGAAAUUACUGACGUGAACGACAAUGCACCCGUGAUUAGCAUAAUUUCCUUCUCCAACCCUAUUCCCGAGGACUCUGCCCCGGAGACGGUCAUAGCCAUGCUCAAUAUCAAAGAUUCAGACUCAGGUAAAAACGGUCAGGUGAAGUGUUCUAUGAGUCCAGAUUUACCUUUCCGCAUAAAGUCAUCCUCUUCCAAUUUCUACAGUUUAGUGUCAGACCAGGCUUUGGACCGUGAAACUGUGUCUGAAUAUGACAUAACAAUAACAGCCACAGAUGAAGGGUCGCCAUCUUUUUCCACGAAUAAGACAGUAACACUGAAACUAUCCGAUGUGAAUGACAACGCCCCCCUGUUUACACGACAAUCAUACGCCGCUUGCGUUAUUGAGAAUAAUUUACCUGGAAUGUCAAUAUUUUCAGUCAAGGCCAGCGACAAAGACUUUGGCAACAACGCGCGUAUUUCAUAUUUGCUUGGCGAUAAUCAAGUGAAUGGAGUGUCAGCGUCUGCGUUGAUUUCAGUAAAUGCAGAGAGUGGGGAGAUUUUUGCUGUGCGUUCUUUCGACUAUGAGCAAAUAAAACAGUUCCAGAUUCGCGUAAAAGCGCAAGAUGGAGGCUCGCCUCCUCUCAGUAGCAAUGUGACUGUGAAAAUAAUUAUUCAGGACCAGAACGACAACGCGCCGCAGGUUCUGUAUCCAGUGCAGACUAGUAACUCUCUGGUGUCUGAAAUGGUGCCUCGUUCAGCAGAUGUGGGAUAUCUUGUCACUAAAGUGGUGGCUGUUGAUGUGGACUCUGGACAGAAUGCCUGGCUCUCGUAUAAACUGCAGAAAGCGACAGACAGGGCGCUGUUUGAAGUGGGUUUACAGAAUGGAGAAAUAAGAACUGUACGCCAAGUCACUGAUAAAGAUGCUGUGAAACAAAGGAUCACUGUUGUAGUGGAGGACAACGGGCAGCCCUCUCGUUCAGCUACAGUCAAUGUUAACGUGGCGGUGGCGGACAGCUUCCCUGAAGUGCUCUCGGAGUUCACUGACUUUACGCACGACAAGGAGUACAAUGACAACCUGACUUUUUACUUAGUCUUGGCUUUAGCUGUUGUCUCCUUUCUCUUUAUCGUAUCCAUCAUAGCCAUACUGUCAGUGAAAUGCUACAGAUGGAGACGGGAGCAAAUGUUUUAUAAAUCAAAUGGGAAUCUCCCAGUUAUUCCAUACUACCCGCCCCUUUACGCAGACGUGGGAGGCACAGGAACUCUGAGACAGGUGUAUAAUUACGAUGUGUCUGGAACGACUGACUCCAGAAAGAGUGAUAUGAAAUACGUCAGACCUGACAGUCAGAGCAUCAUUAGUCUGGACGGAACACAGACACUCCCCCACGCGCAGAGAGACAAACUGAUCAUUGAUGAUUCAGACAAUCAGCAAAAGCCUCCUAACGCCGACUGGCGCUUCACCCAAGGCCAGAGACCUGGACCCAGUGGGGCUGGAGGCCCCCCUGAAAUGGCCAUGGGAACCGGACCCUGGCCCAACCCCCCCACCGAGGCCGAGCAGCUCCAAGCCCUGAUGGCCGCCGCCAACGAAGUGAGCGAAGCGACCGCCACCCUGGGACCAGGCACCAUGGGUCUAAGCACCCGUUACAGUCCCCAGUUCACCCUGCAGCACGUGCCCGACUACCGUCAGAACGUCUACAUCCCUGGCAGCACGGCCACCCUGACCUCCAACCCCCAGCAGCAGCAGCAGCAACAGCAGAUGCUGAUGCAGCAGCAGAUGGCAGCCCAACAACAGGCCCUGCAGGCCCAGCCCUCCGAGGCCUCGGCUCAGCCUGAACCCCCCAAGGCUGCCCAGACCCCCGCCUCCAAGAAGAAGUCCACCAAGAAGGAGAAGAAGUAGGAUGAAUGGAUAGAUAUGGAGUAUACGAUGAGAAGAGAACAACCCGAUGAGAAUGACAUUUAACCACAGGAGGCUGCUGAGGGGAGGAAUGCUCGUAAAGGCCGGAACAGAGCGAAUGGAAUGGCAUCAAAGACAUGGAAACCAUGUGUUUGAUACCAUUCCUCUCCAGCCAUUACCACAAGCCUGUCCUCCCCAAUUAAAGUGCCACCAACCUCCUGUGAAUUCAACCCUCGCUCACCCCCACUUUUCCACACAAUGCGUUUACUCUAAGCAUGUUUGGAAUUGUAUUGGUCACGCUCAUAUGAUAACACAAAAUAUGGAGAUGGUUUGGGAAUGUUUGAUUUUGGGCUCUUGAAUCUGGAAAGGGUUGAAGGUUUGCAAACCGCGUGGACAUUUUAUUUUUGUUUUCUUUCUGAAGGCUAGAUAGAAACGGUUGUUUUUGUUUUCUUUCUGAAGGCUAGAUAGAAACGGUUGUUUUUGUUUUCUUUCUGAAGGCUAGAUAGAAACGGUUGUUUUUGUUUUCUUUCUGAAGGCUAGAUAGAAACGGUUGUUAUUAUUUUCUUUCUGGAGGCUAGAUAGAAAUGGUUGUUUUUGUUUUCUUUCUGAAGGCUAGAUAGAAAUGGUUGUUUUUGUUUUCUUUCUGAAGGCUAGAUAGAAAUGGUUGUUUUUGUUUUCUUUCUGAAGGCUAGAUAGAAAUGGUUGUUUUUGUU